Molecule: messenger RNA, 448 nt
Organism: Manduca sexta (tobacco hornworm)
Lineage: Eukaryota; Metazoa; Arthropoda; Insecta; Lepidoptera; Sphingidae
Exons: 1
Molecular function (GO): zinc ion binding; nucleic acid binding
Source: RefSeq, a predicted model, not a curated record
AUGUCUGAAGAAGUAAUAACUGGAUUUGUAAUUUCGGUACUAUGUCAAAAAGAUAACAUGAUACGUCGUGAACUAAAUGCACAGACAAUCACGAGCCGUGCCCAAUUAUUCCGCAUCCUUGGUGGAAUAUCACUGAAGAGACGCUUGGAUGCCGAAGCUCAAGAACCUGAAGCCAAGCGAGUUCGAUUGGUUGAGAAGUUCUCUGGCAAGUGUCAUUACUGCGGAUUAAAUGGACAUCGUAUAGCGGAGUGUCGAAAACGACGCAAUGAUAGGGAAACGAAAACUCAAGAGCCUUCAAGUUCAUCACGUUUAGUGGAAAAGAAGCCAGCUGUUACUUGCUACGCCUGUGGACAGCCUGGCCAUGUUGCGACGGCCUGUCUAAAUAAGAAGAAUAGUAGUGCAGCCACAGUCAAGGAAGUCCAGCAAUGCGAGCACAGGCCCUCCAGAG